CUGAACUGUCUAACAAUAUGUGUCGUUCUGUGUCAUCGAUAGGCGCGAUUUUUUAUUUUUUAUUUUCGUUGGCGGCAGCAGAUUGGAUUUGCCCAGUCGGGAAUAAAUAUUGUUUUCAGUGGAUAAACGAACCCCCUAGGACUUGGAAUGAAACCCGAGCUAGAUGUGCCCAAAUAGGAGGAGAUCUUCCUGGGGCAGACCAUUUGCAUGUAUUGAGCCACGCAUGGGUUAAUGAAUAUCCUUUCUGGACAAGUCUGUGUUUCAGCAAUGGACGUCUGCAAUGGUUAGGAACCAUUUCAUACGAGGAACGAAAUCUUGCAUUUAUUGAUACAUUUUUGCCUGGCUUGACGACACUUCACGAUGUCGACGGCAAAAUGUACUGUUUCUACACUAACGGCAACAUGGUUGAUCCACUGACAACUUUCGGCCUCUCUCUGAAAGACAGUCAACAUUUAAUAGGAUCUAUGUGUGUUUCAGACUACCGAUUCACUCACUCCUUCAUCGGAUCAACGCUGGGAGGACAUGUAUUAUCAGCCUCGAUGAUAGCUGAGGGCACCGAUAUAGACUGGGGCCCUAUAAGGCAAAAUCAAGACGGUUUCGUAAAUAUUUUCCCACUCCAAGCUACUUCUCUGAAAUUAAAAUGCGUCGUCCAAACAACAAACGACGCUCAUAAAUCAUCAGUCCGCAUAAGGUGGAUUCGAAAUAAUGGUUACUUAGGCAAUUUUUCUCAGGAGGUUAGUUUUGCUUCUGCGGAGGAUCUAAUUCCUUGGAUUGGAUUUAUUCAUUGUGAAACGUCUUAUCUGAAUCACCAACCAGUCUACAGUCAAGGAAUUCACUUGGUGGUGUGGAACACGGUGACAGCACGUCUCAUUUCCACCUGUAUUUCUUGCAAAGUGCAGAGCAUAAUAGAGACAGCAAAAAUUAUUUUAGCACAGUUUGUAGAGAUGGAAAUCACUCCAGGUAAAGGAACAGCAAUGGAAUUCUACAUUGAGCCUCCCGUUAUACACCACACUACCAUCUCGUUCAUGAUUCAUAUAAAGAAUAAGAAAAUCGAUAAGUUUGAUUUCAGAAUGGUUGAAAAACUUGGCAACGAAUUCCAACUAUCGCGCUGGGCAAAGAGUCGUUCUCUAUUUCUUCCCAGCGAUUCCGAUUUAGUUCUUGAGAUUAUUAGUCCAUGCAACAUGGUCUUGCCACAGGAUCGUCAGAACACGACAUGGAUUGGUUAUUUAGGUCAAACGGUACCAUCCGGGAAUUUUAUUGAUGGCCCCAUCUGCGUUAACAAUCAUGGGGCCAUUGUAACAAGAACAGCCAGAUGCGGUUUGUCUGAUUUACGUCCAACACCUCACGAAGAAUGUUUCUCUAUGAAAAUUAGACGAGAAGACCCACAAUGUUUCAACGGCUUCUAUCCAGCUGAUGGGAAAUGUUACCGAAUGACAGAAGCUUCUGAUUUUGCCACAGCUGUCGCUAAAUGUUGGGUCGGAUGGCCAGUGCAACCCGAAAUAUUGCUGCCAAACAGUAUAUCCAAUUGGGUGCAGACUUCACGCGAAUGGAUCUAUCAGACUCACUAUUCACCAGCUUCCCUAGUUUGGCUUCCCCUACGACGCGUUAAUAGGGCGGCUCCUCUUCAAACCCCAGUCUGGAGUUGGAACACAAUGAGCAACCGGUGGAUUCACAUGGCCAACGAUUGGAACACCACAGUUGAAAGCUCUGACGUCAGCCGUUUAUGUGCGGCAUACGAUUUAGUAAGGAAUAAAUUGAUCAGCACUUCAUGCCAAAAUCAUCUUCCGAUGAUCUGUAGUCGACCAUUAUUAUCACAACCCCUCAGUUCCGCUCAAUCGGGUGACGUGGGAGAAUACUUUUGCGACCCCGGUUGGCUGACUCAUUGGCUUGUGCUGGACACGGGAAUUUGCUACAAACGCUUCACGCUAAAGGAAGCCAUCGAUGCGGAUGAAGCUCAGCAAUUCUGCGUAAAACGCGGAGGACAUCUUGCCAACGCCCCAACUCACAGCACACGACUAGCUCUGGAGCAAGUCUACUCUUACUUUAAUAACAGAAGCGUCGUUGACUCUUGGAUCGGACUGAGGAAUCAAGAUGGCCAGCCAGGAACUUUUAGCUGGGUGAACGAAACGGCUGGUGACCAUAGCAAGACGUACAACUGGCACCCUUAUAACGAAUUUAGUGAAGGCUACGCGUCAGCAUUUCGUAAUGGCAUGUGGUGGAAUUGGCCACGUCACACAAAACUGUGGGGUCUGGUCUGCCAAAAGAACGCGUCCGAUUGGAAAGAAGGCAUUCGAUUGCUGCUUGAACCGUCUAAUGACCCGAUUAGGGAAGGGGAAUACGCUCUCGUUUUCACGUACGAACCCAAACCCAUUCUUCAAGAUGAAAACGACGAUUACAUCACACCCGCAGCGUUCGAGACAAAGAAGAUAUUGAAUCAUUCUUAUUUGACUAAAUCCUUUUGGCUAUCCGAUUUUGACGUUGUCUGUCAUUUCACUAACUACGUUCGACGCUUCAGUUUCCCCAGAGGAUUUCGUCGACAGUAUCGAGCUCUGGUCCCCGUGUCAACGGCCAUGGGGUCGGGACCUUUCACUUGCGAAGCAUGGUUCAACAAACCGGCCUUUCGAUUCCAAUCGAAUACGAUCAUUCACCGACCCGCUCACUGGCACAACUUCGUCAUUGUUGUGUCGAAACAAAAUCCUCUCUAUCCUGCAGGCUACCGCCAGUCACCAGAAAUAAACUGGAAUGGCGAAUCAGCUGUUAAUGACCUUUUGCAACGAAUGAAUUUGAACCGAUUCCGCUAUUUCAAGGAUUUCAUGAAAAAUUUUUCGGUUGUCACAAUAAGUGUCGAGCCCAACCAGAAUAAUGCGACUGGUACUGCAAAUAUUAUCAAUUAUUUAGUGUCAUUUUUCCUUUCGCCGGAUGUCCAGCGUUUCGAUCUGUUUGCAAACAUAAGACAAUGCCAAACAGGGUGGGAUUCGAACGCAUUUAAAACCAGCACGCUAGACUACGAGAGCAUCCUUCAUUUACUCCUCCAGUUUUGCUUACCUUUGGUCUAUCGAAAUGGCGAAGAUUACCAGUUUAUUGAAGUACGAAGCACUGUAGCCUGUCCAUCAAUUCAUCCACCCGAGACAUUUGGCCAUCACCUUCGUGAUGAAACUUCCAUGGCGAUCAACCGGUUCGCUUGGUCAAUGACAAAUAUUAACCGGAUGGCUAGAUCUACCAACCCCUGUUUGAUAGAAGGGCAUAUUGUUCGUCGUACCUGCACGGGAAGCUUUGAGCAAGGUGCCAUCUGGGGACCACCAAAGAUUGCGGAGUCGAACAAGAUAUUGGAUGAAGCAACCACUAUUUGCCAAGUGGCAGAUUACACGGAAAAUAAGAUGUAUCAACUAGAACGACUGUCGAUGGCUGCCACGGUCGACGGUCUUUCUCUUUCAUCAGAAGCCAUUUUAACAGAGUUGCUAAAAGAAUGGGAUGAGCAACCUUUCUUGUCUAUGGCUAGCCUCGAAUUAACUAUUUCCAGUCUUCGUCAAAUAUUGAACAGAUCUCGAAAUCAAACUGCCCAGCUAAAUCGCCUUCUCUUAACCACAGUUAUCGAACGGAUGAUACACCCGGGUAAAUGCCCGCUGCCUGAAUUGCAAUUCUUACCCGACGUUCUAGAAGAUUUGAUUCAGCUGUUCUCCGAUCUACCUGCAUUGGACAACAGGGGAUCGCGAGUUCGGGUCAAUAUUGGCGACCAGGUCUCUGUCGUGGCGGAUGGAAUUGAUACUACGCUCGGAAACCAACACUUUGCAUCCGAGAUAGUGAUCGAUUUCAAUCGCCUCUCAGUCACCAUCCAGAAAGAUGCCGAGAAUAGCGUUUUAUCCACCGUCGUGGCUCUACUUCCGUCUGAGCUUUUGGCUAUCGAUCCGGUGACAAAGAACAGCAUCAUCGAUCUGUACAAGGUAGAUGCCAGCGAUCGGACUCAGAGGAGCAUACUCGGGAAAUUCAUCGCCAGCCAAACAAUCGUACACGUCAACUUGAAAUCCGUCGUCAAGACGUCAGCGACUCCAUUUAUGCUGGCCUUCAAAAUUGAGGGGCCGUCAUCGGCGGAGAGUACCUUUUUGUGUGCGCGCUGGGACUCGCGUUUGAAUGACGUCCACGGCGGUUGGCUAACGGGCGAUUGCUGGUAUCUCGGACGCACGGAUGAAGCCGGAACUCACCUCUGUCAGUGCCAUUCUUCCGGUAUCUACGGCUUGUUCCACUCCGAAGAGGACAGAACACUGCGCUUGGCUUUGAUUCGACGACUGCCGAUUGUCAUCAAUGUGAUCCUAUUCCUCUUUAUGACUUCCUGCCUGAUUAUUCGCUCGGCAUUCGUCUGUCGAAAAGCGGUCCGUGAAAUGGAUUUGGUGGAGCUGGGCGCACGUCUCCAGCUGGUGAUCGCUUGGUUAACGAUGCUAUUUUGCCAUCUUGGCCAAUACUUUGCACCGGGCCAAAAAGUUGGUUGCAUUAUCUUGACAACGUUGUUUCAGUUCUUCCUAACGGCCGCUUUCUUCUGGAAUAUCAUUCUCCUGGUCGUCCGGCGCUGGCAAAUUCACCAACGCUGGAUCAGCAAUCAACACGCCUGUCUGGCAAAACUCUCUUUUGCCGUGUGGGCGCUCAGUUCCCUCAGCGUUGUGACGAUUCCGAUUUACAAGUGGAAAUACGUUCACGCCAAACUGGCGAUAAUAUCAGAAUGCUGGAUAGAAGAUCCGAUCGAUUUUGGAUUGACGGUUGCCAUAGUUUGUCUGGCUAGCCUCGUCAGUCUCAUUUUAAAUGUGAAGAAUCUUGGCGAUCAAAGGGAAUUCGGAGUCGCCUCAGAUUGGAACGCCAGUGACGUUCUGGGAGCCGUGAAUACGCCACUGAUGUGCCUGACCGGAUUGCUCGCCAUCUCGGACAACAGCUGGCUACAUUCAACUCCGGUUGCUAUCACUUUCAGCUUCACCUCAUCAUUGCUCGGUCUUAUUUGGCUGUGCACUUUCUGCACGCUGGUAGCCAACCCUACGGUCAAACAUGAAUUUCAACAUUCCAAUCGCAAACUUGGUCAGGAUUUGCAACUGAAAACCAUUUAUGGCUCCACUAUCGAAUAUCUUACCGAUCGUUGAUGUCCUAAUCGGUCCUAAUGCGACAUAAUGUGUAUAUGUUUACUAACCCAUAAAUAUAACUCGAUAUGCAAACUAAGAAAAUAUGCCAUGAUACAGUUUAUUUGCCUUACGUAAUUAAUGAACUACACACAUCACGUCAGUGAACAAAAUAGGAAAGUCGUGGAAUCGUGUCAUCUAUAAAUAUCCACAAGGUUCAUUAUAAUUACCUCAAGCACAUGAGGGGGGGGGGUGUUAAAGUGGGAUGGGAGAGAUGUAAAAAAAGCUGAGAAGUGAAAGCUGUAACACCAAUAACAUACAAUUAGGGGAUGAAGAUCAAAGAAUCAAAGGUCGGUAACUCAGCAUCAACAACCAUCCGAGUUCCAUCACGCAACCGCAAAGAAAUGUGACACGUGGAGAGUAUUGUAACGAGCGAAAGCGUGAGCUUGAGUAACUAUGCUUAACUUUGAGUUAUACUCUGUGCGCAUCUAAGAAAAUAUUCUAUUCUAUCGAUAUGUUGUCAAUUUUUUUGUUUGGUUGGAAAUGGAAUUAACAAAACACCCUAAAUAUUCUAACCUAAUCUAUUGGAAUUUUUGUGCUAUAGAUUUUCAACUAACCUAACUUCAGAUGCACUUAAAAAUACGCGUUUGCUGUAUCCCACACGCAAAAAUAGUUGCAGUUAUACAGUCGCGGCUGAAAGUUUCUAUACGUGUAGCUCAAAAAUACGCCUUUUUACUGUGUAUUGGCGGAUGGUGUUAGCCUAUGGUAGAGGUUGAGCUACCUUAUUUGCUAGUUUCUUUAUUUUUUACCGCCCUUCUUUACUUAACUCUUCCUCUUAACAUCGAUUACUAAUUUACCCGCGAUACCCCAAACGUUAUACUCAUUCCUAUUGCCUAAUGCUAAAAUGAAACUAAUCGAUGCAGAAAUUGCCACAGUUACAAACUGAUCAAUCCUCUGCCAUUUUAACGUUUCAUUUUAGAGCUAUUGCUAGUUUAUUGGGCAUAGACUCAAUUGUCUGAUUAUCGGCCAUGGUUACCCAUAGUUGAGAAAGCCCCGCCAACAAAUCAUUGUCGGAGGUGUAAGGGGGUAAAACUUAAGAAAAUCGAGCAAAUAAGGUAGCUCAACCUCUAUCAUAGGUUGACACCAUCCGCCAAUACACAUUAAAAAGGCGGGUUUUGGAGCUACACGUAUAGAAACUUUCAGCCGCGACUGUAGAUUAUAUUGUUAUCACUCGGUAAACAAUGUUGCUGUGAAAAAAAAUACAUUAUUUUAUCCCCGCAGCUGCAACGGAAAUCUUUAGGUUAAGGAAUGAUAAAAAAAUAAAAACUAAUUAAUCGCCGAUAACUUUGCUUCAAAAAAUAGAAUUGUAAGUUGAAGCGCAAGGUGCUGGUUUUUGGUAGUCUCCAAAAUAAAAUUAAGGCUGAAAAUUUCGGGUGAAAGCUUUAUUUUUUAACAGCUUUCAAGUUCGUUUCAAUAUACGGGAC
Daphnia pulicaria is the source of this 6580-nucleotide messenger RNA. RefSeq lists its product as uncharacterized. Lineage: Eukaryota; Metazoa; Arthropoda; Branchiopoda; Diplostraca; Daphniidae. The transcript is spliced from 12 exons. The coding region runs from base 18 to 5120 and encodes 1700 amino acids. The record is from RefSeq and is a predicted model, not a curated record.